AUGAAGGUCUUCUCCAACUCCGUCACCUUUGACUACUCUUGGGAGGAGGUCUCGACGGCCAACUGGCGCAAGUACUGUCCGUGGAACGACAAAUCGACGCACGUCAUCGCCGUCGACACCCUCUCCCGCUCCGUCGACCCCGAGACAGGCGUCCUCCGGACCGAGCGGCUCAUCACGUGCCGUCAGAGUGUGCCCGACUGGCUCAAGACCCUGUUGGGCAACGUCGUCUGCAACGGGGGUGAGAGCCACGUGUUCGAGACGUCCUACGUCAACACCAACGCCCGCACCGUCACCAUGGUCAGCCAGAACGUCACCUGGUCCAACCUACUGAGCGUCCAGGAAACGGUCGUCUACCGGCCGGCCGAGAACAGCCCCGGCUCGCCCUCUCCCCAUCACACCCAGUUCGUCCAGGACGCCAAGAUCACCGCGCUCUGCGGCGGCUGGCAGCGCAUCCGCAACGCCAUCGAGGACAGCCUCGUGACGCGCUUCCGUGACAACGCCGCCAAGGGCCGUGAGGGCUUUGAGUCCGUCCUCGCCAUGAGUCGCCGCGUCUUUGCCGAGGAGAAGGAGCGCGAGAAACUGCUGGCUUCGGCUACUGCUGCUGCCGUUGCUGCCGCUGGCAACCCGUUCCAUUUGAGCGAGAAGAUCAGUGCUGCCAGCAGCAGCAAUGCGGCGCAGAUGGUCGCCCAAUAA
This is a messenger RNA of Grosmannia clavigera kw1407, 693 nucleotides long. RefSeq names its product mitochondrial protein sorting. Bases 1 to 693 code for a protein of 230 amino acids. Lineage: Eukaryota; Fungi; Ascomycota; Sordariomycetes; Ophiostomatales; Ophiostomataceae. The transcript has a single exon. Gene Ontology annotation, biological process: phospholipid transport. Gene Ontology annotation, molecular function: phosphatidic acid transfer activity. Gene Ontology annotation, cellular component: mitochondrial intermembrane space. The record is from RefSeq and is a predicted model, not a curated record.